Molecule: messenger RNA, 678 nt
Organism: Meloidogyne enterolobii
Lineage: Eukaryota; Metazoa; Nematoda; Chromadorea; Rhabditida; Meloidogynidae
Source: the annotation of a GenBank genome assembly
AUGACCCAAAAACAAUGGGAAUUUUUUCGAAUUUUAGCAAUUUCUUCGUGUAUUGCUUCAUUAGCUAGUGUAAUAUUAUUAGCUGUUUGUAUUCCUUUAAUUUAUAUUCAAAUUGAUGAAGAAAAUGAAUUUAUUGGGUUAAAAGCAAAACAAUUUAGAGAAAAUUCAGAAAGAAUAUGGACUAAUACUAAUUAUCAAAAUUUGGGGAGAAAUAGUGGAGAAAAUGAGAGAAAGAAACGAGCAGUGUUAAAUGUUGGAGGAAUUUGUUCAGGUAAAAAUUAUAGGAAAAAAUACAAAAAAUACAAAUUUCCGGAAAGAAAAAUACAAAAAGAAAAAUACAAUUCCGGAAAAGAAAAUACAGAAAAUACAAAUUCCGGAAAGGAAAAUACAAAGAAAAUACAGAUUUCCGGAAAGGAAAUACAAAAAAAUACAAUUUCCGGAGAGGAAAAUACAAAAAAAAUACAAAUUUCCGGAAGGGAAAAAUACAAAAAAUACAAAUUUCCGGAAAGGGAAAAUACAAAAAAAUACAAUUUACGGAAGGAAAAUACAGAAAAUACAAGUUUCCGGAAAGGAAAUACAAAGAAAAUACAAAUUCCGGAAAGGAAAUACAAAGAAAAUACAAAAAAUACAAUUCCGGAAAAUAAGUCAUUAAUAGCAAAUAGAAUUCCGGAAAGCUAA